Molecule: messenger RNA, 1708 nt
Organism: Manacus vitellinus (golden-collared manakin)
Lineage: Eukaryota; Metazoa; Chordata; Aves; Passeriformes; Pipridae
Gene: MTNAP1
Product: chromosome unknown C17orf80 homolog
Exons: 4
Biological process (GO): proton motive force-driven mitochondrial ATP synthesis
Molecular function (GO): proton-transporting ATP synthase activity, rotational mechanism
Source: RefSeq, a predicted model, not a curated record
CCCGGCCGUGCUGCCCACCCACAGCGGGGCAAAACCGCUCCAAAAUCCACACACAAGGAGACUCAGAGCCUGGGGGCUGUGAGGGGCGUGCCCGGGAGCAAAAAGGGAGGAAAAAACAGCUUAAAGGCAACAAAAGUACUUGAAGAACCCCCCGAGGGCAGAAAUAGCCCCGGUGACCUCGUUCAGCAGGAGAGAACAGACAAAUCCAUGGCAGGAGAGGAGCAGGUGCACCGGGAAGUUGGUGUGGGAUAUAAAGCCCCUGUGUCUGAUUUGCAUCCCAAGAACCUCCAUCUGUCAGUGACGGAGGGUUUGGGAGGUCACAGUGAAGGGCCAUCCAAGAAUGAGCUCAGCAGCCUGGAGAGGCUCAGGGACAGCAGGGAGCAGAUGGUUGGAGUGUCCAAGCCCGUCCUGGGCACAGGGAGAGACCCAGGGCUGGCCCUGCACCAGUCCUGCCUCCACUCUCCCAAAUUCCAGCCCACCUGUUCAUCCCAGGCCUCUGGCAGGAGCACCUGGGCAGGAGCCACAGGCUUGGAGUGGUUUCCAGACUUGUAUCCUGAGCACGAGGGCCUGAGGAUCUUUCCAGGGAAGCAUUUCCAAGAAGAUGUGGGGAUCACAGUGAAGGCACCAAGGGGCAGUUUCUCCGAGGGACACCGAGGUCCCCUCUCGGAGAGGCCCCUGAUGGAGGUGAGGUUGGGGGAGCUGCACUCCUGGAUCAGCACCUGCGACUUCUCUCCCCAGGGACUGCUUGGAGCAGUGCAGAAAGCCUGGAACAGUUAUUAUGCCAAAUACAUGAACGUGAGGAGGGGGGGACACACUGGGAUCUCCAUGCUCCUGACUGGGUACUGCCUGCUCAGCUACAGCUGGAACUAUCAGCACUUCAAGCGUCACCGCUGGCGUAAAUACCACUGAAGGAGCUGGAGCAGCACCCACAGGACGGUCACAGCUCCUUGGGAGGCAGCAGAAGUGCUCACAGCCAGUGUCCCAGCAGAUUCCCAGCACAGAGGCCUGUUUGCUGUCAGGACAGGGGCUGGAAGGUGGGGGGCUGCUUGGCAGGGGCCCUCGUGCAGCAGAGGGGUGACAGUGACAGCCCGUGGUCACCCCUCUGUGGGUCAGGGAGCUUUCAGUAGAGAAAUAAAGAAGCAUUAGAGCUACCCCUGAGAGAUCCAUGUGUGCAGUAGAGCUCUUGGAGUCUGCAGAAUCCCAAAUCCCUCGCUUUGGCACGGCAGACACAGGACAGGCUCCUGCCCUGAGCUGUUAUUAGAGAUUAAUUGACAUUAUGCUGUAGCAGUGAGGUUUGUGGCAGGGUGGGCUUCAAUCCCAAUAACAAUUCCCUUUAAAUUCCCCCGGCAAAGCCCAGUUUAUACUCACCCCGUGUACUGGUGGGACUGGUCAGAACCUUUGGGAAGGCACUAAAGUACCAGCUCAGACCACAGUGCCCUAUUUCUGGAGGAGAAACAUCCAUUGUAGGAGUUGUUGUGCCCAAAGGGCAAACCCGUGUCUGCAUCAGACAGACAAGGAGACAGGAGUGCUAGUUGGAGCCUGCCAUUCCCAAACAUGUCUGGGAAAGGGUUGGUCAUGUUGCAGGCAUGAAAAAUAAAGCCAAGAAUUAAAGAUCUGAGCUCUUUAUUCAGCGAGGUGCAGUAGUGCUGUGUCGGAGGUGGUUCACGAGAAAUUCUCUCACCAGCAAUAAAAACCUCUGUGGAUUUUC